AUCACGUCAGUCCAUGGAACUGCUAUAGCCUGCUGUGUUUUGAUUCACAAUGCACUGCAUUAGGCUAAAUGAUACAUACAUGACCCCAUGUUAAAAAAUAAUUUGACACUGAGUGCGCCGUAUAGAGAAGUGUAGCUUACAGCCUAUGGUGCAGCCUAUUUGAUGUCCGUCGCAACAUUGUGGCAGUAAGGUAGGCUGCCCUAUGAAUUUGCGGUCACUCCGCUGGGUUCUUAAGAUGAUUGAUGCAGCAGGGUCUUUUGUUUUAGGCUACUGUUCGUAUGGGCAUGACGUGAUACGACGUGGCAGCGAAGAUGAUCUCAAUUUGGAAUUUUUGCCUUUUUUAUCUGGGCUACAUGCACCGUGAUAGAGUAUUGCGUUAUACGAGCGAGCGUUUAUUCAAGACAAUGAGCCUGUACCGUCAGUUGGUAUAGUGAUUCGGUUGACUGCAGGCAUCGCAAUUCGGAUUUCCACAGCUUGGAUACGCAAGCUCCAAGAUGGGAUUACUGCUUUCGACCCGUCAUGUCGGCGACAGCGGGACCGUUUGAGCAAGAGUGAGCCCCCACUGGCCAGCUGGGAUGACCAUGCCACUGCACCAGAUCUCUGUCAUCCCCCGCGACGUGCCCUCCUCCAGGGUGUCGGGCAGCGGGAAAGCAAAGGACAAGGACCGCGACAAGCAGAAUGAGAAGCCUCUCGGCCAUUCUGCAAGCAGGUCCAGCAACAUCUCAAAGGCGGGCAGCCCAACAUCAGUAAACGCCCCGAGCACAUUCUCCCGAACCUCCGUCACCCCUUCCAGUCAGGACAUCUGCAGUUCAAAUGCGCUGGCGCACGAUCAGGGCUACCAGAAGCCUGUGCACACCGCCGUGGUGCUGCUUAAUGCCAACGGCAAAAGCGCCGCGUCACCGCAGAGCGUCACCACCACUACAUACCUCUCGCCGGUCAAGCCGAGGACCAAGGCGGCGUUCGGCGCCGAGUGGCUGUCCCUGCUCAAGGCCCCGGUGAACAUCCGGCGAGACGACGGCACGCUGAAGUUCUCCCGCUCCCUCAACGACAUGGGCCAGAGGAUGGACAGCCUGUGCAGCGGCCUUCACUUCAUCGACCGCACGUGCUCGGACGGCGAGCUGGGCAUGGAGCCGGAAGUGCCGCCAGAGCACGGCAAGACCUCAGUCGCCGGCAAACCUGCCCAGCGAGGGGCCCUGGCGUUCCCCUUCACGCGCUCGCCCUCCUUUUCCACCAACUACAAGUUUGUGGGCGGCCCGCUGCCCGAGCAGACCCUGUCGGCGCCGCCCGUACCCCUGCCCCUGCCCGUGGCCGACCCCCACAAGGGCUCCAACCUGCUGCGCAUCUUCUUCCCCUUCAGCCACUCGUCCACGGCGGGCAGCUUGCACGCCUCGGAGAUGGGCAGCCUGGCCUCGCGCCUGCACAUCACCAAGUCGGCCAGCGCGCUGCUGGAGGGCAGCGAGUCCUUCCUGGCCGAGGAGGAGGUGGGCGAAGACGAGGUGUUCGAGGACGAGCCGUCGGCCGCCGCGCAGCACUGGCGGCUGAAGGUGGAGGGCCUCCGCGCCCCGCUCUGCUCCCUGGAGGGCGACAGCGACCUGGACCGCUGCCCCUCCUCGCCGAUGUCCGACAAAAUGGGCCCACUCUCGCCCUACUCGCUGUCCGGUGACUGCUGCAGGAUCUGUCACUGUGAGGGGGAUGAGGAGAGUCCACUGAUCACGCCGUGCCACUGCACGGGCAGCCUGCGCUUCGUCCAUCAGACCUGCCUGCAGCAGUGGAUCAAGAGCUCAGACACGCGCUGUUGUGAGCUCUGCAAGUAUGAGUUCAUCAUGGAGACUAAACUCAAGCCGCUGCGCAAGUGGGAGAAGCUCCAGAUGACCGCGAGUGAGAGGAGGAAGAUCAUGUGCUCCGUCACCUUCCACGUCAUCGCCAUCACCUGUGUGGUGUGGUCACUCUACGUGCUCAUCGACAGGACGGCGGAGGAGAUCAAACAUGGGAUCUUGGAAUGGCCAUUCUGGACCAAGCUGGUGGUGGUGGCCAUAGGCUUCACUGGGGGACUGGUGUUCAUGUAUGUGCAAUGCAAAGUCUACAUCCAGCUGUGGCGGAGACUUAAGGCUUACAACAGAGUAAUAUACGUGCAGAACCGCCCAGAGACCUGUAAAAAGAUUGUUUUUGACAAACCGCCGCUCAUGGAGCCCAACUUGGAGAACAAGGAGGCUCUUGCCCCGGCACAGUCGGACACAAACUCUUCGCAGUAUACAGAGACGGAGGACUACAGCAUGGAGAUUCUCCAUGUGUGACCCGAUGCCCCAUGAUGACCCCACCUCCACCCUUCCCCUCUCCACCCACAUACCUGCUCCACCUGUGGCUGUGUCUGUUGGCCACAGGGAGCGCUAGACUUUCACUGGAGUGGAGAAUGAUGAGGACAGACGUCUCCCUCCUGUUUUAAUAUUAUUUAGCCUUUGUCAGUUUGUUUGUUUGUUUGUUUUGUUCCUGCAAGUUGGUGGCUAAUCAUUACAAAUCAGUGUGUGCCAGAUCAUGGAACAUUCCAACUACUGCCAUUGUACUGCUGUUGUACAAGACCUGAUGUUUGCCGCUCCGAGUGUGUGUCAACUGCAUUGGGUCUGAGCGCCGCUGGAGGUGUGUGAGAGGGGUAUAUGAGUGUGUGUGUGUGUGUGUGUAUGUAUGUGUGUGUGUUUGUGUGUAUGUGUAUCCACACCAGUUGUAAUGGAGUCUUUAACAAUGCAUUCAAGCACUUUUUAAUUUCCUGAUAACCAGGUUCCCCCGUUUUAAUAUGAAUAAAUUCCUUUAUAUUGUUGUAUGUGUGAUAUAGAAAAAAGAAGCAAACUUGAAGUUUUCAGUAGAAUUCACAUGUUUUAUAUAAUUACAUUUGUAUCCCACUCUCCACACUUUGGAUGAAAAAAAGGAAUGGACAUUGUAAUGAGGGAAAGCAGAUCACUCUUAUAAUCCUACAUUUUUUUCCGAAAAAGAAAAAUAGCCUAUACCAGGGGAAUUAUUUUAAACCACUGAUUUUAAGCCAUUCAUUCCUUUGCUUGUAAUGAUUCUGCAUUGAUUUGCACCUAAGGAUGAGGUGGAGUCAAGCCAUGUCGGCCUAAUGAAAAAGAGAAUGUACACUUUAGUACAAUGAUUUUCUACCGGUCACUGGAGCCAGAUGAUCCUCACUGUAGCACCAGCCCAUCUUCCUGAUUUCACCUUUCUUUUCUAGACAGCAGAUAUUUUUUGGUUCUUACCUCACCAUGAAUAAAAAGUAUUAUUGGGUAAGCGAGUACUUCCCCUCCAUACUUUUAGCCAUCCACAUGAACUCUGUCCAAAGGUUUCAGAUGGACUUGAAAGCUAAUGCAGUCAUUUGUAGAAUUGUUUUGCUAACAAUAUUCAGUCUCCAUGACAAUUAGACGGCCACACUUCUAUUGUAGUGCUGCCUUAAAAGGUGCCCAAUUAAAACGUCCUGUUUUAUCACACUUCCACAGACAUUGGGUAUUAUAUCUUAAGAUAUAAUUAUGAGGGAAAAGAUAAAAUAUGGUUUGAACAUGCCUUUUAGUAUUCAUAUGCUGACAAGAUUAAAUAGCUGUCUGUGGAACGCUCUGGAGACUGGUGUGUCUGUUGUGAAGGGAUGAGAUUUGUUUAAACACUGUAAUUCUAGAGAUGCUAAGCAACCGUUGGGUGCUGCUGUAGUGGGGGUACUGUAGCCUAUAUUUCUCUACACAAACCAUGGGUAAUGCAGUUUGUUCAUUUUAAUGGCAGUGAAAUAGCACUGCCUGUUUCCCAAUUGGCAAAUUUGUUCUAUAUUAAUGUAAAUGUACAGGGUACAGUUAACAUAAUUCUUAAAAUGUGAAAGAAUAAAGCUGGACAAUGAAAUGGGCUGUAGUAAAUACUACAGUAGUAUUUACACAUCAGUGUAAGGCUGAAGUCUAAAACAUUUGAAAGGGUGAACACUGCCACCUUGUGGAUAAGACUAGUACAGAAAUAGGCUACAGAAGACCAGGGCUAACAUGUUUCCAAUCUAUUUCCUCUUACUCAGACAGGAAGAAGAAGAGAUUUUUUCCAGAAACAUCAAACAUCAAAUAAAUCUCUUAAGUCCUCCGAUAUUUAUCUACAGCAUAAUCUUUGGCAGAAAACAGUGAAAUUUAUCUGUGACUUUUGGGCGUUAACGUUUUGCACAACUGGACAGGAAAGAUGAAUGUGAAUAUAACUAUAGUACAAGAUUUGCGACAAAUGCUUAACAGCAGUUGGCAAGGUCAGUAACCAUCAGAAAGGUCAAAGUGGAGUAAGAUUAGUGGAUUAAUUUGUAAACAAUGGUGAUAAAAACAUACAUGAUAGUUUCUCUCAGACAUUUGUAUCACUUUUUCAUUCACAAAAUUUAAAUACUGUAAUUGAACAUGGGUUUGUUUCAAUUUGUUCAAUUUGUCUUUUGACACACAAUACAUCCUCACAUAGGAGCGGGCUCCUACAAACCCCUCUUGUACUGAUGCCUCUGUUUGAGCUGUGGACUUUUUCGGUAUUGUUAAAAUGACCAAGGACUGAGUGUAACUGAGACAUUGAAACCGAAGCUUUGUGAUGUAACUAUGAUCAUUCAAGCCAGCAAGUGUUUAGUACUGCAUUCCAUCAUGUAUGUAUGUAAGUAUGUAUGUAAUGCUUUGCUCUGUAAAAAGUGGCAUAUUUUUGUCAAAAAUGUAGUACUUUACAUGCCAGGUUUGUCAAAGUGGAGUCCUGAUGAAUUGCAGUUUCUUUUUUGAGCAAUGUCACCUCUGACAGGCUAGCAAGUGUUACUUGCAUUUAAACUGCAGUGCUUUACUACUGACUCAAGUUGAGAGUUGUCAACAGGACUGUUUGCCCCUUCAUCUUAUUUCAUACUUUGUGAAAUUACUUUUGGUAGUAACUUCAAUUUUGGUUCAAAAAAUAAAUAAAUAUUGAUGUGCUUUGAUUUUAAUUUUCCUAUAUUUGAGCAAAGUAUAUAGUAUGAAAAAAAAUAAUAAAAUGAAGUGAACUUUA
Molecule: messenger RNA, 5004 nt
Organism: Alosa sapidissima (American shad)
Lineage: Eukaryota; Metazoa; Chordata; Actinopteri; Clupeiformes; Clupeidae
Gene: marchf8
Product: membrane-associated ring finger (C3HC4) 8
Exons: 8
Coding region: 576-2294 (572 amino acids)
Biological process (GO): protein polyubiquitination; antigen processing and presentation of peptide antigen via MHC class II; immune response
Cellular component (GO): lysosome; late endosome membrane; early endosome membrane
Molecular function (GO): zinc ion binding; MHC protein binding; ubiquitin protein ligase activity
Source: RefSeq, a predicted model, not a curated record